This is a messenger RNA of Lolium perenne, 1599 nucleotides long. NCBI's taxonomy places the organism in Eukaryota, Viridiplantae, Streptophyta, Magnoliopsida, Poales, Poaceae. The record is from RefSeq and is a predicted model, not a curated record.
AUGAAGAACUGGCUCCAUUACCCUAAGGAUGACAAGGAGUCCAUCCGGGUGGCCGGUUUCAUCGACACCAAUAAGGAGGAGACCAACCUCUGCGCGGAAGAUCUGGUCCGGGCUUUUCUCGCACGCCGGGUGCUGCCCCUUCAGCGGCGUGCCCACAAGAUCAGCCAAAUGUCGGGCCCAAUGGACCCGACAAGGAUCAAAACUCACCGGUUGAGCUCCACUGACUUGGUCCUUAAGGCCAAGCAGAUUUUCCAAAACCCGCUGAGUCCCAGCGGGAAGUAUGGGCUGGCCCCUUACAGCCGUAGCAAUUCUCCUCCGCGGCGAGUAAGACUUCGGGAUCUUCGGAAAGCUUUUACCGAUCUCCGCUCAGCCCGCGCUAACCCCCAGGUAGUGGAGCGCACUGUCCCGCUGCAGGCCGAGGUUGGCCAGGAGUUCCUGGACAACUUAGCCUCUCGGGGCCAGAAGAACAAAGCCCCAGCCCCCGAAGCCGGCUCCAGCGAGGCUCCACCCGCCGAGCGCUCCCGGAAGGACGGCGGCAAACCCUACACCAAGAAGCGCUACCGGAGUCAAAUUCCGGUCGCUACCGGCCUCACCAGGAGCGCCACCGGCAUGAGGCCGGAAACCUCCGAGGACGCUGCCAGAGCCUCUCCUCCCCCUCAAGCAAAGGAGGAUUCAUCUUCCCCUCCUGAAGCUAAAGACACCGGCACCAGCAACAUCGGCGCCGGCACCGAAGAACCUGAGCGGGCGGAACCUCCGGUUCCCCCGACUCCCAAGAAGAAGAAGAAGGCAUCUGCCUCCCCCUCCAGGACCAUGCCGGAAGCUUCCGCGCCGGCAACAUCCUCUCCGGCUAAGGAGACGCCGGAGGCUCCCGCGCCAACUCCUCCGGCAGCUCUUUCCGGCAAACCAGCUGGCGGCAAGCCAUCCAAACCGGAAGGCGCCAAGCUUACCGCCCAGCAACUUGCUGCGGUGGUCACGGCGGCAACUUCUCCUUCCUCCGGCUCGCAGACGCUAGUGCUGUACGCCGGCCGCGCCGCCGUUGUGGCCAGUGAGAAGGCCUCAGCUCAGCUGGGCCGGAUCACUGAGCUCAACCGCGGCGAGGCAGAUUUGUCUCCGGCGACCCGCGGCCUUGGGAAGGAUAAGCUUCCGGUGAUCGACCCUUUCGGCCCGCCGAGCACCGUGCAGCACCUCAGCCGGCUCAGGCGCGCAGUCAAGGAGUUUGACACCGCGUGGCACGAUGCCAGCGGCAACGUGGUGGGCACCUUGGACACCCGGAAGCAACUCUUUGAGGAGCUUCUGUGGGAGCACCGGUACCUCUCCGAGGCCCACAGCAAAUGCCAAGCUGCCCUUCCAGAAGCUUCCUUUGAGGACCUCACCGCCCAGCUUUCUGCGCUCAAAGCUGAAAAGGAGCAGCUCGCCCUCGAGCAUCGCAAAGCCCUGGACGCACAGGAGAGCCUCUCCGCUGGGCUAAAGGAUCAGCUUAUGCGGGCUGAACUCCGGCACUCGCGGGAGCUGAAGGAGGCGCAGGCUGCUGCGGAGGCCAAACUGGAUGAGUCUCUGAAGGACUUAUCCAACGCUAGCACGCAACUGUGGAAGGAGUGA